Echinostoma caproni is the source of this 1212-nucleotide messenger RNA. Lineage: Eukaryota; Metazoa; Platyhelminthes; Trematoda; Plagiorchiida; Echinostomatidae. The record is from the annotation of a GenBank genome assembly.
AUGGAUGUGGAUAAGGCAGAUGGGAUGGAACAGGCGUGCGAUUCGGAUUCUGUCCGACAGCAGACCAAAGAUUACUUCCAAACUAUGUUAUUGGCCACUCUGAUUUUGGAUCAGUAUGAGCGCAGUGUACAGGCCAUGGAAUUGAGGAAACAAAGUGUCAAACUGUAUCUGAACGCUCACAGCUGGCACUGGUUCGAUGAUCAUGCCAUGCUAUGGCAUCCAUACACUACAGAGAGUACUCGAGCGAUCGAUAUCGCCUACCACAAAGGGGAACUAUGCGCCUAUUGUCACAUCACUCGACGCCCUUAUUGUGUGGAAUUUCCAACGAUGACCCAGAUGAAUUUGGACAGCAUGCAUCGUCGCCCGGCGUUGUUGUUUCCUCCGUCUACCGGUUCAGAUGCCAGUCCCACAGAAUAUGAACGAUCAACAAUAGAUACUGAGAUUCCCCCUGCUUUGGAUCCGAAGCUCCGCAAAAUGCUGUUUGCGGCCAUUCAUAAUCACUUCGAGGCCGUGUCUGAGUUGCCCUUAGACCCCCUAGAUCAUUCAAUCAACAGCCGGACCCCAAUGCUCAUCCCAUCGGAUUGUCUCAACGCCAUGCUGCGACUGCUGCUACGGUUGACCUAUUCGAACUACGACGAUGCCGGGGAACUAGCAGACUCAAAUUUUCUCUCUGUGCUUCUCAGUUAUCCACAUGAACGCGAAUUCAGUUCUGAGUACUCGGCAUUUGUUGGCAUGCUACUCACCCAGUUUUUUGAUGAUGAGGCGACAGUGUACAGCGUGAUGAAGGAUGUUCUGCACAAAAUGUCACAGUUCGGUGUUCCCAGUGGAUACAUGGGAAUUGGGGCUAGUCAGCUGGGCUGCCGUGAUUUGUUUUAUUUACUCAGCAUGUGUGCACCUUUGUUUGCCAAGAAUCGUGAAACGGCCUGCAAGUUGGCCUGUGAAGCAAUGAAUCUUACGCUGUCGGAUACAGAUGUGCAAGCCUCAAGCACCACUACAACCACCUGGACUAGUGGACAGACUUUGGGACAUAUGUCGAGCAUUUCUUCACAUCAGUAUCAGCGACAACAACAGCCACAGUCAGGUCAGCAACGGGCUCUCACGGAUGCAUCCUCUACAUCCACUCUCGUCAGCGCCCCAGCCAAAGGGACUACCAAANGGGAUCAACAGAACGGUCUUCAUCUUUUCUCUGUCAUUUGUUUACUUAUCAAUUGA